This is a messenger RNA of Humulus lupulus (European hop), 1641 nucleotides long. RefSeq lists its product as uncharacterized. The record is from RefSeq and is a predicted model, not a curated record. NCBI's taxonomy places the organism in Eukaryota, Viridiplantae, Streptophyta, Magnoliopsida, Rosales, Cannabaceae. Bases 1 to 1641 code for a protein of 546 amino acids. The transcript has 2 exons.
AUGGAUAGAUUGUUUUGGAGGAAUGUUAGGGGACUUAACAAAACUAACAAGCAAAAUGAUGUCAUGAGAAUGAUAUCCAAUAAACGAAUUGGUUUUGUUAGUCUCCUAGAAACAAGGGUUAAGGUUUCUAAAAUGGGAACCUUAUACCUUAAUAUGUUUCAAGGUUGGUGUUUCACUUGCAAUUUAGCUAAUCAUCCUAAUGGUUGGAUUGUUGUAGCUUGGAAUCCGAAUAGUUUUAUGGUGGAUAUUCGGGGUAGCUCAAGUCAAUGGAUGCACUUUCUAGUUCAGAUUAAGCAUGGAAUCCAGUUUGCAGUCACUGUGGUUUAUUCUUUAAAUGAUAUGAAUGGUAGAGAAAGGCUUUGGGAGGAUAUGAAGAACAUAGGUAGUAUCACUAGUUGUCCUUGGAUGAUAAUGGGGGAUUUUAACUCUGUUUUAUUUCCUUCAGAUAGGUUACACUAUAGAGGAAAUGGAGCUGAAAUGGUCCCGUUUCAAAGCUGUGUGGAGAAGUGUGGCCUAAUAGAUAUGAAAUUUACUGGGAACUUUUUUACUUGGAAUAAUAAGCAAGAGGGUAGUUCUCGUGUGUAUGCAAAGCUUGACAGAGUGUUGGUAAAUGAUCAUUGGCUAGAAAAUUUUUCAAAUGCUGAGGCUAUAUUUUUUCCUGAAGGGGAUUUUGACCAUAGUCCUUGUUUGGUGACGUUUUCUUCAGAGUGUGAGAUCCGGAAACCCUUCAGAUAUUUCAAUUUUUGGAGUAGUCAUAAAGAUUUCUUGAAUAAGGUCUCCUUAUGUUGGAAUGAAGAAAUUACAGGAACCCCUAUGUUUUGUUUAAUUUCCAAGUUAAAAAAGCUUAGGGGAGUUUUAACUAAGCUUAAUAAGGAGGGAAAGGGGGAUGUCUUUGUUAAAGAUGCUAAGACUUUUCAGAAGCUGCUGGGGAUUCAAGGAAAAAUUAAUGACUCCCCUGGUAAUACUCAAUUGAUGAAUGAGGAAAUUAGUUGUAGAGUUGAGUAUCAUCUUGAACGAGUGAUUCAGGUGUUCAAUGACUAUUAUUCAGAGUUAUUUGGCUCUGUUUCAAAUGGGAGGAAAGCUGUUUUGGAUAGGGUGGUCAAAGCUGGGAAGUUAGUCUCUGAACAUCAGGCAGAUUUUCUGUUGAAGCAGUACACCAAAGAGGAAGUGAAAGAUGCUCUUUUUUCCAUUCCUGAUGAGAAGGCACCAGGUCCUGAUGGGUAUAGUAGUGCAUUUUUUAAACACACUUGGCUUAUUACUGGACAGGAUGUUAUUAAAGCAGUUCUUUCUUUCCUACAUUCGGGUAAGCUGAUUAAGGAACUCAAUACAACCAAUAUAACCCUUAUUCCUAAAUCUAGUUGCCCCAAGAAUGUUAGUGAUUAUAGACCAAUUUCUUGUUGCAAUGUGGUCUAUAAAAUAGCCACCAAAUUGAUAUGUUCAAGACUUAGAGUGAUUUUACCUACAAUUAUCUCUGAUAGUCAAAGUGGUUUCGUUCAAGGCAGGAAUAUAGCUCAUAAUAUUAUGAUUUGCCAAGACUUAGUGAAGGGUUAUGGGAGGAAAAGUACUAGCUCAUCUUGUAUGAUUAAAAUAGACCAUCAAAAAGCUCAUGACACCUUGGAUUGGAAUUUUUGCAAGAAAUGA